GAUUAACUUCAACAUCAUUAACGUAAUUUUUCAGUAGAUCAUGAAGGACAAAGAGCUAUACGCUUUGGCACGUGGAGCAAAUAUUCUUGCAAAUAGUGUCUGUUCAAGGCAAGUCAAUAAUUUCAAAAAAUGGAAAGACAGUUGCUUUGUUUUUGGUCUGUGCGAAAGCAGGAGAACGGAAAAGGAAAUAAAUAUAGAAAGCAAUGUUCCAGCGGGAUCAGAAGAUUUACGACCUGAUCUUUCACAAUUUGCGAAAAAGAAUCAAACAAAACAUGACCAAUCAAAGCAAACCAGUUCAAUCGCAUCUAAGAGAGAGUUUUCUUCUUUGGCUUUAUCGCAAAACAUGCGUUUGCUCGGUCAAAUUGAUUCGGCUGGAAGUAUUAUCCGCCGUUAUGAAAGCAACGAAAGUUCUGUACCAUCAUCGAGGAUAAGCAGACUCGCCAAUUAUGGUCAGCUGGCAGCUGGGCUUGCUCUAGGCUCUGUAGGCGAGUUCACAUCAAGAUUACUGGAUCCUAAUGCUAAAAAUUUGGACCCGAGAACGUUUGUUUUAACGCACGACAAUAUCGAGCGCAUCGUUGCGACUCUUUGUAAAAUCCGAGGAGCUGCAAUGAAGCUAGGCCAGAUGUUAAGCAUCCAAGACGAUUCUUUAAUAUCAAAAGAUGUUCAGGCAAUUUUUGAAAGAGUGAGGCAAAGUGCCGAUUUUAUGCCUUCGAAGCAGAGAGAAAAGCAGAUCGUGGAUUCACUAGGUGAAAAUUGGAUGGAUCAUCUUUCAGAGUUCAAUCCAAAGCCAAUAGCUGCUGCUAGUAUUGGCCAAGUACAUGAAGGAAUCCUGAAAAAGAAUGGCCAAAAAAUUGCUAUGAAAAUACAAUACCCAGGGGUAGCUGAAUCAAUUGAUAGUGACAUUGAUCUUUUGAUGGCCGUGCUGAACUACACAAAUAUAAUCCCACGUGGUCUCUACUUAGAAGAAGCUUUGAAUGUUGCUAAGAAAGAACUGGCUUGGGAAUGUGAUUACAAGCGAGAGGCGGCUGCUUCAAAGAAGUUCAAAAAAGCGUUUGCUGCAAACGAGGAUGUUUGUGUUCCUGAAGUGAUACCGGAAUUAACCUCGACCAGAGUACUCACAACUGAGUUUGUUGAAGGAGUGACGGUUGAUAAGUGCAUUGACAUGGACCAAGAAACUAGAAGCAAAGUAGCUAAGACGAUGCUGCAAUUAUGUCUGACCGAGUUGUUCGAGUUGCGCUUCAUGCAAACGGAUCCCAACUUUGCGAACUUUCUCUACAAUCCUGAAACUGAAAAAUUAUGUCUUAUUGAUUUUGGAGCUAGUCGUACGUUUGACCUCGAAUGGGUUCGAAAUUACAUAGAAGUUAUAAAGUGUGCGAUUGAUAAUGAUAAACAAGGUAUAAUUGACUACUCAAAUAAGCUUGGAUUUCUUUCAGGAUACGAAACUCCAGAAUUUGCUGACGCGCACUGCGAAGCUGUGUUAGUUCUAGGCGAAGCAUUCCGACAUGAUGGACCCUUCGAUUUCGGUGCUCAAGAUACAACGAAGAAAAUAAUGAAUCUAGUUCCAGUUAUGCUUCAACAUAGAUUGACACCUCCACCAGAAGAAACGUACAGCCUGCAUCGGAAAAUGUCAGGCGCGUUUCUUCUAUGUGCAAAACUGAAAGCAAACAUCCAAUGCAAUCAUAUGUUUGAUGAACUAUAUAGCAAAUAUAAAACUGGGGCCAUUUUGUCAAAUUAAGUAUUGUAGUAUUAAAAUGGUAGUAUAAUAAUUAAAAAUUUUGACUCUG
Molecule: messenger RNA, 1784 nt
Organism: Symsagittifera roscoffensis
Lineage: Eukaryota; Metazoa; Xenacoelomorpha; Acoela; Convolutidae
Product: atypical kinase COQ8B, mitochondrial-like
Exons: 1
Coding region: 41-1735 (564 amino acids)
Biological process (GO): ubiquinone biosynthetic process
Source: RefSeq, a predicted model, not a curated record